This is a messenger RNA of Plasmodium relictum, 456 nucleotides long. RefSeq names its product conserved Plasmodium protein, unknown function. Bases 1 to 456 code for a protein of 151 amino acids. The record is from RefSeq and is a predicted model, not a curated record. The transcript is spliced from 3 exons. Lineage: Eukaryota; Apicomplexa; Aconoidasida; Haemosporida; Plasmodiidae.
AUGAGUAUGUUUUUUUUUGUAAAUAAAAUUUUUGCAACAAUUGGAGGAAUAAUUAUAAUUUAUUAUGAACUAUCAGAAAUUUAUGAACGGCUCACAAUUCACAGAAAUAAGACAAUACCAUAUAAUAGACAAAUCAAUUUUUCAUAUUUUGCUUUACUAAGUUUUUCUUACAUGUUUUUCAAUAUACUGAGUUCCACCAAAAAUUAUGUAGCAAACUCCUUAAGAGGUUUUAUGGGAUGCUUUUUAAUUACAUACUCUCUAUUAUAUUUUUCAAAACAACUUAUGAUGUGUUUAAAUUUUUUUAAAAUGGGAUCACCAAACCUAAGAGAAGCCAUUUAUUUAUGUGUUUUUCUUUUUCUUUAUGUGUGUUCAUUAUUUAUUGAAACCUAUCAUUCCUUAAAAGCAAAGCAUAUAACCGAGGGAAACGAAACAGGAACUGUUAAAAUUGAAGUUUAA